Molecule: messenger RNA, 342 nt
Organism: Anisakis simplex (herring worm)
Lineage: Eukaryota; Metazoa; Nematoda; Chromadorea; Rhabditida; Anisakidae
Source: the annotation of a GenBank genome assembly
AUGCUACCUCCACCACCGAAUCCUCCACGUGCGCCAUACGGAAGUGGUGGUGCUCAUGGAGUUCGUACCAUUCUGUUGGCUUCAACUUGUUCUCCGCAACAUCGUCCCACUCAUCUCCGCUCUUCAGCUCAAGCUCAAGCCCAAGCUCAAGCCCAAGGCAGCAGCAGAUGGUUGCAGCUCCCCCCUCUGUCGCCAUCUCUACAAAACGCCAUCGACGAAGCUAUAUUAGCAGCUUCACGACCCGAUUUAACGUCAAAUUUCGUUGCUAAACCGGCUGUGGUCGUUCAGAGCCAAGAGCAGCCAUCAAGUAAUAAUAAUUUUUGGUGCUUGAAACUGCUUUGA